GAAUUUUGUGAUGUGUAUGUGAUGCUUAAUUUAAACAGCACUAGAAAAAAUCGAAAAAAUAAAAAAUCAAACAAUAUGUCGAAAAUUUUAGAAACACAGUGUUGCAAGUGCGGUGGUUCAGCAACAAAAAACAAUACACUAGUGGAAUGUGAAUUUGUGACUUGUCUGAAGGUCAUUCAUGACAAUUGCAACGAUCAUCCAGUGAGAAUAGACGGCGAUAACAAAUUCGUUUGCGAUGAGCACAGAGCGAGAUUUGAACAAGAUCAACAGGAAAAGGCGGAACAUUCCGUUCAAGAAGUAGACUUAACGUCAGUGGAACCUCCUAAAAAUAGUGAAGAGAAUUCUAAUCUUCAGGAAAAAACAGUAAAUCCGGAGUUAAAGGAUGAUAAUGUAACCAGAAGAAGCAAGAAGUUUUUAUGCGCUAUUUGUAAGGAUGAGGAAGCAACUUCUUCUACGAUCUUGGUAACUUGCAUUUCAUGCAAUAAAAUUUUUCAUGAUGUGUGUCUAGCGAAAUUUGGUGAGUUCAAUAUUCUGAAUGGUGUAGUUUUGUGUGUCUCUUGUAAUUCAGCUAAAUAUGACAUUGAAAAAUCGAAAAAAUUAAAUCAGGCUUUGAUGAGCAAUAGCUCUCGUAAUGAAACUGAUACUGAUCAAGUUAAGAAGAAGAAGAAAAAUAAAACUAAAAAGAUUAAAAAGCCUGAUCAACCAAAUUUCAGUUCGGAUGAUAAACAUAUACAAUUUGAUUCUAAUACAGAAAUUGAUUCAGAGUUGAGCAGUGAGUAUAAUCAGUGCUUAGUAUCUACUCCAAAAAUUACGAAGCGAGCUAAAUUAAAUAAACCAAAAAAUUUGAUUGCUCCUGAUCAAGCCAAUUCAAAUAAUCCACCUAAUUCCAAAGAUCCUAAUCAAAACAAGGCAAUGAACUUGAAAACACCUAAUCUUCGAAAGUCCUUGAUGGCCAAAGCCUUAGAAACUUCUGUGUUGAAUAAUCCAGGAAAUAUGGGGCAAAGUGACCCAUGUUUGAUACUGCAGAUGCAACAAAAAGGAUAUAAAAAACUUCCAGUUGUUGACACAAGCUUGUUUGCAUGGGAAUCAUUUUAUAUGGCUUAUCUUGAAUCGAAAGAUUUCUUUUCUGCCACUGAGAAUUUGAAUAGAGUCAAAGAAGCCUUGCGUCAUCCAAAAGUUUUACUGAUGGCACAAGAAUCAUUGAAUCACAUUGCAACAUUCGAAGGGGCGUUAAAAGAGAUAAAUGAUAGAUUAGGAAGUCAAGAGACUGCAUUGCUUGACAAGGCACAGAAAAUAAAAGAUGCCAAAAAUUUGAGAGAUGAAGAUUAUGAAGGUUUAGUAAAUUUUAUUGAUCAAAUUAAAGAUUUGGGUCGUUUACUUGAAGCCGCAAAGGAUAAAAUGUAUUCUUACAAUUAUCCUUUCCUGAUAGAGAUUAUUGAAAAGUUUCCGAGAAAUCUCAAUACCAAAUGGAUAAAGAAAGUGAACGAUAUCAAUCAUAAACUCCAUAGAACCCCUAACUAUAGAGACUUGACAUUUCUUUUAAAUGAUGAACAAAAAAUUUAUGAAACUGCUCACCGGCAACAAGUCAUGUAUCGACAUCAUAAAGCUUCAACUGCAAGUGAAUCCAGAAAUAAAGAAAACAAAGAAAAACUCUGGAUUAAUCAACAUGCGGAAGGUCCAUUAGAGGGUGUUGGUGAAAAUAGUUGUUACUCUCAAAAAUUUUCUAAUACAGAGGUUUUAACUGCUGAUUUAAAAUGUUGGCGGCAUAAGGACGCUAAGCAUAGAUUCAGUAAAUGUAGACUUUUGUGGCAAUUAGAUGGGAAAGUGGUCAAGGCGUUAGCCUUAGAAAAUCACAGAUGUAUCAUUUGUGGCAUGCCUGAACAUAAAAAUUGUCCUGCAGUAGACAAGUUGAAAUGCACAGUACAAGGAUGUGAGGAGAAGCAUCACGCUCUGUAUUGUGAAAAGAGAGUCGGGGAUAAGAAGAAAACAGACUCUUUCAGCUUCAAUCAGCUUAUUCAUGAUUUAAACCAUCGUGAUGAGGCUGACGAAUCUGGCAGUGACAAUGAAAUAAUUCAAGAAAUGUUGCAAAUAAAAAAUAAUUAUUACAUGAAUUCAGAAAAUCUAAAUGCUAUGUACAAGCAUGAAGAAAAUAUUUCUAAAUUGCCUAAGGGAAAUUCAGAGUUUAUUAUAAAGAAAUCUUCUGAUAAUAUUUUGGGAAGUUUAGUUGUAAAAUUGAGUAACGGAAGGUCAGUGGCGCUUUUAAUUGAUUCUGGAAGUACAUUAUCAUUGAUUGAUGAGUCUGUGGCAAACGAAUUGGGUGUCAAAGGUCCAAAUUAUCCUUUAGAAAUUAAUUGGACAGGCGGACACAAAAGGGUUGAGGAAGAAUCGCGUAUGGUUUUAAUAAAAUUGCAUAAUAUGAAUGAUUCUAAAAUAGCUCACGAUUUUUAUUUCCGCACAGACAAAAAUUUAAAAAUGGGAAAUCAGAAAUUAAUCGCUGAUGACUUCAAACAUUAUGAGCACCUGCAAGGCCUCAAAUUUCAUGAUUACAAUGAAAUCGUUGGAAUCGUUGGCAUUGACAACAAGUGGAUAUUUGAAGUUGGAAAAGUAAUACGAAGCGAAAAAGAAGAAGAGCCAUUUGCUGUUUCUACUCCGUUAGGCGACUACUUGAUACAUUGCAAAAUUAAUUCCAAGAAAAUUUAUGAGGAUUUUAUGAAUAAUAAAAACUCAAGUACUGAGAAAUUAAUGUUUUAUAAUUAUAUGAUAUCUCAGGAAGAGUUGGAAGAAUUUAGAAAACUCGAAAAAGAAUUUCUUGAAGAUUUGAAUACACCCAAUUGCAACAACGAUAGAAAUCUUUAUGAAGAUGAGAUAGCUUUAAAAAUGUUAGACGAAAAGGUAUACAAAGAUGAAUCUGGAUAUUAUCAUGCUCCACUGUUGUGGAAAGAGGAUUUGGAUUUAGACAUUGUUAGACUGCAAUUCUCAAAGAUUUAUUACUAUACGGACAACGCUGCGAUCCUUGAAUGGAUAACCAAUGGAUCCAAAAAGAGGACAAUAUUCAUGCAAAACCGUCUGAAGGAAAUAAACAACGAAAAAAGAGGAGCGGUAUGGAGAUGGAUUUCUACUGAUAAGAUGCCCGCUGACUUGGGCACCAAAAAACAGAAAUUGGAAAUCAGUUACAAUAAUAAAUGGUUUAAGCCAGAGGUUAUGGAAACUGGAUUAUCAAAUCUAGAUUUGGUCUAUUUUCAAGGGUUUCAUCAAGAAGAAACCACGCCUGAUCCGCUACAAUUCAUCGAUUUUGGUAAAUAUAAUACACUUUUCACACUAACAGUUUUUCUUCAAGUCUUUCUCAGAUUUGUUCAUUGGCUGCAAGUCAUCAAACCUUUACAAAAGAAGUUAAAACAGGCUAGAGACAUGCCACACAACACUAGAAGACGUCAAGGUAAAAGAGAAACCGAGAUCGAAAUUGAAAAGAAAUUACUGCCUGAAAUCGAAACAUUAAAAUCCAUGACAUUUGGCUACGCAAAAGCUCAUAAAUUACUGAUCAAGACUGCUCAACAAGAGAGCUUAGGGAAAUAUAGUAUAUUAACGCAUCCCGAGUUGGAAAAGCAGAUAGUUUUUUGUGACGACAGCGGAGUCAUCAGAAUUCGAAACAGAUUGCCUGAAAUCUCUCAACGACAUUUUUUCAUUAAUCGAUUAGAUGUAGCUUGGUUACCUAAAUUGCACCCAAUAACUAAAAUCAUCAUCAUGGACUACCACAAAAUUAACAAACAUAUCAUGAUAAAAAACGUGGUAGCAGCAAUUGAAACCAGAUACUUUAUCCAUAAGAUCUUCAGCGUCGUUAAGAAAAUUAUCAACACAAGCUGCAUGUUUUGUAAACGCUACAAGUUUAAACCUGAGCUGCCGUUGAUGGGAGACUUGCCAGAAGAAAGAAUUGGAAUAUAUGAGUUCCCUUUUACUUUCUCAAUGAUUGACAUGGCCGGGCCUAUCUUGACUAAAACUUCAGAAUUUGCUAAAGCUAAGAGAUAUGUAUUGGUGUACAGCUGUAUGACAACAAGAGCAGUUUGGCUGGAACUAGUACCUGACUUGACAGCGGACGCUACCAUGAAGGCAAUAAACAAUAUUGUAUGUCACGUAGGUGCAGCUAGAACCAUUAUAACUGAUAAUGGCACAAAUUUCGUUGGUGCAAGUAAAAAAUUCAGCGAACUAACCGAAUUCUGGAAUAAAAAGCUGAUUGAGAAGGGGUCGAUUAUUACUCCAAUUGAAUGGAAGUUUGGUCCAGCCAGAGCUCCUCAUUUUCAAGGAGCUGUUGAGAGAAUGGUGGGACUCACAAAGAGAGUAAUGACAAUGUUUCUGAAAGAAAUGAAAACGCGAUUAAGUGAUUUGGAUGAUUUCGAAGUUAAAAAUGUACUGAAUGAAAUAAUGUGCAUAUUAAACAAUCGUCCUUUAACGAUAGUCCCACUCGAAAACGGCACACAUGAAAUGCUGACACCUAACAGCUUUCUCAUGAGACGAAACAAUUCUCAAACGAUACCAUUUUCCAAUGUGGAUCAAUCUAAAAUGACUUAUGAACAACUGAAAGAAAGCAUGCGUCCUUUAUGGGAACAUUGGAUAAAAUACUACCUACCUACGAUCAACAAAAGAUCAAAAUGGAAUAAACUAGCUAAAAAUCUUGAGGUCGGAGAUCUUGUUGUGACAGCUGAUACUUCUGUUGGCAACAGCUGGAGAUUAGGCAGAGUUAUAAAGGCGCCGACAGGCUCAAAAGGACAAGUUAGACAAGUUGAAAUACAGCUGGGUAAACGAAACCAAAGCAUUCAACCAAAUGAUGUUCCAGAGGCUAUUAGGACCAAAUAUCUGAACGAGAAGUCCACAGUUGUUAGGCGUGCUACUGUUGAAGUGGCAAAAAUAGACAUCGAGUACGUUCUUGAGAUUUUCGAAAAGUUGUCGGUCUUUGAAGUGAUUCAUUUCGGACGAAAAGACUUGAACUUGACUAGAAGUGAAAUUUAA
Chironomus riparius is the source of this 5001-nucleotide messenger RNA. The record is from the annotation of a GenBank genome assembly. NCBI's taxonomy places the organism in Eukaryota, Metazoa, Arthropoda, Insecta, Diptera, Chironomidae.